Sarcophilus harrisii (Tasmanian devil) is the source of this 10231-nucleotide messenger RNA. RefSeq names its product KIAA1211 like (gene CRACDL). The transcript has 10 exons. Bases 456 to 3344 code for a protein of 962 amino acids. The record is from RefSeq and is a predicted model, not a curated record. Lineage: Eukaryota; Metazoa; Chordata; Mammalia; Dasyuromorphia; Dasyuridae.
CUCUCCCUUCCUCUCCCUUCCUCCCCACCUGCAGGGGGCCCGCCGAGCUCCAGCUCCCUCCCCGCGGCGCGGACUGAGGGGGAGCUUCGCGCAGCUGCUCCCGCUGUGGCCGAGGCUGCCGCUGCUGCUGCAGCUGCCGAGGCGGCGGUGCGCCCUGCGCGCAGCAACCGACCGCGCGGGAAGCGCUCUGGCUGACCCAGCCGCGGCAGCGCCAGCUUCCUCCGCGAUUCCGGCCCGGAGUCCCCGGACGUGGGCAGCGGGCGGGGGAGCCCCAGCCACCUGCGCCGGGCUCCCGGCCGCUCCUGCCACCUGCGCCGGGCUCCCGGCCGCUCCUGCCCGGGGCAGGCUCUUGGAGCGCGCAGCCGGCGCUUGGUGCUGCCUAUGGGAGCUUCCCGGAGCGCCAAAGAGUGGCAAGACCCAGGGAGUCUGAGCCAGGGAGAACAAGGGAGGUGGACAUGAGCUCUACAAGAAUAAUGGAUAUUAAGAUGCGAGAAGCUGCAGAAGGGCUUGGUGAAGAUAGCUCAGGAAAGAAGAAAUCCAAGUUCAAAACUUUUAAAAAAUUCUUUGGAAAGAAGAAGAGAAAAGAGACUUCAGCAUCUGCAAGUAGCAGUAGCUGGAAGCCAACCCAAUCAGAAAGUGAUGUCAUUGCUCCAGUAUCUAUGCCCAUUGGCUAUGACUCAGAGGAUGAACUUGAGGAUCACAAGGGUACCCUGGGGAACCGAGCCCUUUCACAUGACAGCAUUUUCAUUCCCGAGACGGGUCAAGACCCUCCCAGACCGGCUCGAGUGUUUUCUCAGGAAAAUGUGUCAGAGAGGAUCAGAGCUUUACAGAUGAAAAUCCAAUAUAAUAUGAAACUGGGCCCCCCUCCUCCAUGUGGGAUUCCCAGUAAGCGAGGAGAUGAUGCUGGCAUGAGUUCUGAAGAUGAUGGGUUACCCAGGAGUCCUCCAGAAAUAUCUUUAUUACAUGAUAUAAAUACCAGCACAACAACAAAAGUCUCUAUAGUUUCUUCUUCCAGACCCCUCUCUCCAGACCAUCUUUUCUCCAGACAUGCCAGUGAUACCAUGACAUCUCCACGGACAUCUGACAGUAGUCUCUCACCUCUAGCAGAUUUCGAUUAUCCUCCUGAAUUCUCUUCCUGCCUCGAUAACUCUGCAGCAAAGCACAAACUCUUGGUAAAACCUAGAAACCAGAGGUCCAGCAAAAUGAGAAGGUUGUGUUCGCGUGCACAGUCAGAGUCUCUAAGCGACCUGACUUGUACCCCAGAGGAAGAAGAGGAGGACGGGAAACAAAUGCUCAAAGACCACAAAGAUGAGAAUUCCAGUUACGGCCAGGAGGAAAUGAUGGACAAGGAGACCAUAGCAAAUAGCUCAGAGAUUCUGAAGUCAGAGAUAUCUGAGGAACCUUCCCAGAGCCAAGAGGAACAAGAUGAAAAGCCUGAGGUGUCUCAACUUCCUGAUGUAUUUGCCAGCACAGAGGAAUUGUCAUCAGUAGUAAAUACCCUUGAGACUACAGUGGAAGUCAGUUGUGCAGAGUCAGAGCCCUCUUCUUUAGACCCCUCUUCUCUUCCUGAAAACUCCUCAUCUCUUACUCUAGAUGAGGAACAAAGCAAAAAAACAUCUCUCACAGCAGUGUCUCCUCCUACAGAGAAUACAUGUGAGGAGUUGGUUUGUACACUUAAUGAAGUCCAAAAUCAAUCUGCUGACAGCCCUCUAGAUAUACCCUCUCCAAAGGCUAUUUCCAACACUACUGAAAUUUCAUCCAGUUUAGAUUGUUCAGAAAAAAAUAUACAGGAGUCAAAAGACAGCCUGGAAGUGUCUGAUGCUGGGGAAUCAAUGAAAAAAUCCACUGUAAUACCCGACUUGAGCACUCAGUUACCAAAGAGUUGUUUGAAAAACAAAAGCUCUUCAGUCACCUCAAGUCCCAGUGUUUCUCCCAUUCCUCUAGAUUUAGUCUCACCACAACUGGGACCUACCCCCUGGCACUUGGAGAAAAACACCACCCCAAAAGAGGUCCCCAAGUCUGAGCAGCAAAGCUCUCCUCCCACGGUUACUGGGGCAGGGGUGUCAGAAGGGAAACUGGAAAGGGGAACCAGUGAAGUGAGGAGUUCCAGAAAAUUUUCUGUGUCUUCCUCCUGGGAGAGACCAAAAGCUAGCAGCCUGUAUCCAAAAGAACAUUUAGGCAGCGAAACUCCAUCAAGCACAAAAUUGUCUUUGCUGAAGACAAACCUGGCUCCAAAAAAUGAGGUAACCAAGGAUAAUCUUCAGAUGAACACUGAACACCAGGAAGGGAAAUUGGGCAUUAUAAAACAGGCAGUCUCAUUCGAGAGUGACUCUCAGAACUCUGUAGACAGAGAAGGGAACCACACUGGGCUGAGAUGUACAUCCCCGGCUUCUAGUGUCUUGCCUCCAAAGGCAGAUCCCUGUCCACAGUUACUGAGUCAGCCUGUCAUUGAAGACAAAAAUCCCUUUCAAGUCAAACUGCGGUCCACCUCCUUGUCUUUCAAAUAUAGAGAUGGAUCUUUCCCAGAAUCAAAAGGAAUGAAGCGAUACAGUGCAGAGAUCAGGGUGGAGAAAGGAGGGUUGACUUUGCUUUCUAAAGAUGAAAAAACUCGAAUCAAAAGACUAUCAGAUAUAAGCGCAGCUAGUCCUUUAAAUGACAAAGUGAAAGGUAAAGCCAAGUCCUCUGAGCAGCUUAGUCACAAGCCUCCUUUACCCAAGAAACCUGUUUUGCAAACUGUAACUACUCCCCACUCACAUACAGUCCCUCCUGGGAACCUUGAAAAACUGGACAAAUUAAUCAAGUCUCCAGAAUCCAGAAAUGAAACUAAGAACUUGGAGAAAAAGUUGCCUCUUCACAAAGUAGCUGAGAAAAACAUGCCGUCCCCAGCCCCUGGAGUUUCAGACGGCCACUCACUGCCACCGUGGAUUACUCUAGCCAGGCAGAAGCGUCGGGGCUCACGAGAACAACAGCAACCAAGCAAGGAGGAAAAGCUUGCGACACCAGCCACGAAGGCAGACACAGAAAAGACGAGGGACGAUCUGGACAGAAAAGAGGAGCGCAUUAAGCAACAAGCCGACUUUGUCCGUAGCAAAUCUUUCCUGGUGCAACCAGCUAAAACUGCUGAAGAACAGAAGCCAAGAGCAAAGCUGAAUCUCAAAGAAGGACUUCAUCGAGGCAUUUCACUUUCCCAUCAGAACCUGGCAGCUCAAGCUCCAGUGAUGACUGAAAAAGAACUAAACCAGCUAAAGAGGGCCAGUUAUUCCAGCGUAGAUCAGCCAUCCUGGAUGGAACUUGCCAAAAAGAAGUCUCAAGCCUGGAGUGACAUGCCCCAGAUUAUAAAAUAGGUUGACUCAUAGCUGAUUUAAAAAAAAUUUUUUUUCACUGCUUUGACAAGUUAAUAACCCACUUAAUGGAACUGCUAGUUAAGUUAUGGCACAGGAUCUAUGAAAACUGAGAGUGAUUUUAUCAUCAAGUUAGAAGUGGGGUAAAUGUGCAGUAAAAGGGAGGUCAAUGAAAUGACUGUAAUCUUGGGCCAGAGUUUACCAAAAUCUUUGAAGUGAUAAAUACUUGGAAUGACACACCUGGGAAGUCAUCCAGAUACCAUUUCUUAUGGGCCAAUAGGAACAAGUGUGUUUGUUUUUGUUUUUUUUAAACUUAAAUUUCUUUUGUAAUAUAGACUCUGCUGCUUGAGGGAAGAGCAGGCUGUCUCAAGUGAAAUGUGUGCUAGGAAAUUAGACUUCUUUGCAAGACUGGAAUAGAAAUGGUUUCCUGAAUAUCAUGAAUAUGCCUUUCCUUCUGAGGACCAGCCUUUGGAUAUCCCCUGAUCAGAGGGUCACAUGUGCUCUUGUCCAUGUUUAUGACCAAGAUUGACAUUGACUUUGGAACCGAGCAGAAGAUGUGAACUAAUUUAUUUCACAUUGAAAUAAUAGCAGAGAGGGAGAGAGAGAAAAAGAGAGACACACAGAGAGAGAGAGAGAGACAGAGAGACAGAAACAAUGAGGCAGAAAGACAGAGAGACAGAUAGAGACAAACAGAGGGAGACACCCAGAAAAUGUCCUCGAUUUGGAAACUAUAAAUAAGAAAAUUUUUAAAGAUGUUUUCCACCUGAUGUGAGUGUCCUUAAUCAUUGCAGGACUAAAAAACAAUCCAUUUAAUGAAGCAAUGAAACAGCCUCUGUUAAAUAGUAAAUGUUCUGGUUUUCAGUAGUGUCUGGGCUAAUUAUAAAUACAGGUCCAUUUAAUGUAUAAAACAGAUGCUUUUUUUUUUUUUUUGGAGGGGCAGAAACAAUCAGGAAAAUAACCUAGUCAGUUUAAAUUAACAUAUUGAAAAGAUGUUUUUUCUGUGAGAGAGAGAGAAUAUUAGCUAUAUUCUAAUUCAUCAUUAUGCACAAACAUUUCUACCAAAACCCAGGUCAUAAAUACAAUACCCAGAAUGAGCUAUGGCUAUUUCUACUUCAUUUGGAUAACAGAGUACAUCAUGAGCCAAGGAAAGAGAGGACAAAUAGCAUUAGUCUCAGAAUUGUGUCCAUGUAUUAUAAUCUAUAUGUAUAUAUGUAUUUUUUCAAGGUACAUUUCCAAAGCCUUUUCUUUGAACAGGACAAUCUCUGCAGCCAGCUAGGGACACCCUGCCAUUGGGAUCAGAGCAAUCUCUUCAUGUAUUACAGUUUGAAUUUAUUUGUACCCUAAGGCUGUCUAUCUUUAUUGUAUUUGAAUCUUCAUGAAUAAUUCUUUUUCCCCCAGCCCCUGAGAUUACAAAGUAAAAUUAAGCUGGUCUGCCUUAAAUAAGCUCAAAAUAAGAAAUACCUGAUACUAUAAUGAGGUGUGACUCUUGUGGGAAUGCUACUUAAAUGAUUAUGCAAAGCUUUAAGAUACACACUUUUCUUUUUCAUCUGAGAAAACCAUUGUCCAUUAACACUUGCAUCGUGGUUCCUCCUAUUAGCAGAACAGAAUGUAAAAGGUAGAACAUGACCUAUUUUGAGCUUGCUAAUAAUCUCUGCAUCUCAGUACUGGACUUCAUUCUCCCUGUUGUCUAAAUCCUUUCCUGAGCCUGAAUUGGGAGGUUAGGGAAAGUGCAUUAACCCUUCAGGAUAUUAAAAGAAUUAAAUGCGUGCUGGUAUCUAAAACCUUUUCCUUUUAGUUAAUAUACCAGGCUAGGUUUAGACAAAAGUCACUAUGGCUUUAUGGCCCCUGCCAUUAUAGCUUGAAAUAUAAAUGGUUGCAAGAUACAUAGUGAGAUGGCAGUGUUAUAUAGUUGAAAGAGACCAGAAUAUGGAGUCAGAGGACCUGCAUUCAUAUCAUUCAUGGUUUUGCUUCUUUUACUACCUCUAGAUCUUAGAAAAGUCAUUUACCCUGGGACUGUUUUAUAAUCUAUAAAUUAGAGAGUUAAUUAGAGGUUCACUAAGGUCCUUUUCAGCUUCAAAACCCCUUCUACUUACUUAUGAGCAGCCUAGGAUCCUGCCUAGUAUUUGAAAAGGGUAGUACCUAAUUGUCCAACAUAUGAAUGACACAAAACUGGCAGAUAACAAGAAACUGGAAGGCACAGUUCGUACAUUAGAUGUCAGAACUGAGUUUUGAGUUUUAACAGGUUGGAACAGUUAGUAAACCAAAGAUCACCCAUAAGAUAAAAUGUAACAGAGGCAAGGAUAAAGUUCAAUACUUGGGUUAAAGAAAUCAGUUGAAGAAGUUCAACAUGAGGGGGAAUAUGGGUAGAAAGCAGCAGUUUAUUUGAAAAGAAAAAAAAAAAAAAACAAACCCUGGGAAUCGAGUUAACUGAGUGCCUGAAAUGCCUAUUUUACAUCAAAGCUGCAUCAAGGUCCUCACCCAUUGGCUAGGAUGAUACCCCACUGACCAUGAGGGUCAUGAGAAAAAUCAAGUGCUUAAUAAUGUUUGCUUAGGCCUGUCUUGCCUAUUUUGGGACUUCUUAAAAACAUUUAGUAGUGUAUAGAGCACUGACUUAAGAUUCCUGAGUAUCUAGAAUACUGCAUGUGGUUUUAAUUAUCCUACCUAUUCUCACCUUUGAAAUGUUGUCCCUUGUGUACAAUACUCAUUGAUUCAAAUACCUAAUACCAUGAAAUUGGGCUCCAGUUGCUAUCCAGUUACAGUCACAUCUGAAUCAUUGCUAGGUGGGUUCACCUUCUUAUGCAUGUCUUAGCCAAGUGUGAAUGCUGUAUUUGGUUUUUCUUUACCUUGGUUUGUUUAUUAUCAGGAGAGGAUACUAUAUGCAGUAUUAUAUUGAGGCAGUACAGAUCUUUCUCAAAAUACCAAUGCAUUCUCUGUGACAUCAAGUAAAUGUCUAUCACUUCUAAUUUACAUCUGCAAUUCUUGCCAGCAUGGGCCAUGGCUCCUUUUUCAAAUGAUUACAUCAAUGAAAAUGGAAAUUGGAGUAACUUUAAACUAUUCUUUCCCUCUCUCCCUACCCACUUUCACUAGCACUUGAAUUUUGGAAAAAGUAGCUAGUAUUGAGCCAGGCUCUUCCUGUAUUUCUCCUUAGCCAUUGCUGCAUGGUGACCAUCAGUGCUUUUACUGAUGGUCUCAUAUUGAGAAAGCUGUGGUAGGUAACCCUACUUCAUGAAGGGAGCUGAGUAAUCAGGAUGAUUGUAAAGUAUUUUGUAAAUAUGUUAUGCUUUCAGAAAGAGGAAGUCUUACUGAUCUAGAUUAUGGGAAACUCUCAACUGAGGCAAGGUUUUAAAGGGUCAUAUUCAAAAGAUGGAAGGAGAGCACAUAUCCAAGAAUGAAUAUGAAAGUGUCAUAGGCCUGCCUGCAAUGAGUAUCCAGAACUUUUUUGUGAACUGGGGCUAUCAAAAAUGCUAAGGGCUAACAAAAAGGGCUUUAGAAAAAUGUGUAACAAAGCCUUAACAAAAACAAAUGUUGAAAACUACCUUUUCAUGUAUUUGAAAAAUAAACUAUUGUUUGAAAUUUUUUAAAAAGAAAAAUGCAUAAGUUGGAAAAAAAGUAAAGAAGAAAUGAGAGAUAGGUCAAUGAUCUAAGCUAAAUAGAAAGUUUAAAACAGAUGAAGCAAAAAAACCACAAUUAAACCUCUGCUUCUUUCUUCUCUGUUAAGAAGUUGUUGUUAUUUCUGACGCUUCAUGAACCCACUUGGGGUUUUUUUUUGACAAUAAUAUUGAAGUGGUUUGCCAUUUCCUUCUCCAGCUCAUUUAAAAAUGAAGAAAUGGAGGUAAACAGGGUAAAGUGAUUUACCCAGAAUCACACAAUUAAUAUCUGAAGUAGGGUUUGAACUCAGUAAGGUGGUCCUGACUUUAGACUCAGCACUCUUGUCAUUUGCACUACCUAGCUGCCCUCUUUCAAGAAGAAUGAUUCUCAAGCUAGAGAAUGGAGGGGGAGGAAAAGGGGAGUUGAAGAAAAUCUAGAUGAAUGAACAGAUCAUAAGAGAAGUUUGAAUUGCAUGAGUUUAAGUCAUCAAUCCAAAUCAAUUGCAUUUCAAAAUACCAACCAAGUUUGAAUAGAUUACAACAGUAGACUAAAACAGAUAACAGAUAACAGAGAGCUAGAGACUGGCAAACUUCCUGGUUUUCAAAAGGGUAAAGAUUUACUGUAGAUAAAUGCAUUUGAUGUCUGUUCAUGGCAAUAGCUAGCAUUUACAUAACACUUGAAGGUUUACAAAGCAUUCUGCAAAUAUUUGGUGCUCAUAACUAUCCCACAAGUUAGUUAUUAUUAUCUUCAUGUUACAAUCCAGGAAAAUGUGACUUGCACAGGAUCACACAACUAUUAAGUGUCUGAAGUUGAAGUGGAAAUCAAGUUUUCCUAACUCCAGAUCUAGCACUCUAUUCAUUUUGCCACCUAAAAAUGGAAGCAGUAAAACACCAAGACUCAGUGGGUUUUUCAUUAACAAUUUAUGUCUAACCUCUUUUUGUUAUCAAUUAAUCAGCAAACAUUGCAUUAAGUAGCAGUGUAUUCAAGGAACUGUAUUGGUGAUACAAAGACAAAAAUGAAAGCCUCUUUGCCCUCAAGCUUACAUUCUUGCUAGGGUUAAUACACAGAUAAAACUGAGAAUGGUCAACUAGGUGACUCAAUAGAUAGAAGACAGCCCUGGAAUUGGGGGUACCUGAAUUCAAAACCAGUCACAAACACUAACUGUGUGUCUUUGGGCAAAUCACUUCAUCCUUUUUACCUGUUUCCUCAUCUGUAAAGUGAGCUGGAGAAGCAAAUGGCAAACCACCCUUAGUGUCUUUGCCAAGAAAAUCCUAAAUGGGGUUGUGAAGAGUUGAUCACAACUAAAACUAUUAAACAAUCACAAAAGAACAGGGAAAUGUCAUAGAUAUGAUGUGGACUUAAGCAAAUCAUUAUAAAGUGAGCUUGGAAAAGAGAGUUAAAUGCUUUCUAAACUAGUUGAACAACAAGAUUCAAAGGGUGUUAAUUAGUACAUUGCCCAGUGUCAGCCUGGAAUAGGGGCAUUAAUGAAGAACUUGUAGAAGCUAGUGAAGUGGGAUCUAGUGAGUUCAAGAUUUUUUUUUCCAUGAUGUAGCCUACAUAGAGCCAUUUUUGUGGGCACAUGUUUCAGCUUCGUUGAUUAAAGCUAGAAGAGCUGGUUAAUAUGUUCAAUGACAUGAUUAUCAUCCAAAAAGAUAUUGCAAAAACACUAGGCUUGAAAAAAAUACUGAGCUAAAGCUAAUAAAAUGAAAUUGAAUAAAGAUAGACUAAUUUUCUUUUACAUGAACUCAAGGGGGAAAAAUUUGAACAAAAUGAUUCAUAGCCAAUUGAAAUAAAAAUCAGGAAGAUGUGGCUUAAAGUACUGCUUCUGACAUAUAUUGGUAGACUGAGCCGGUGAAGUCAUCUGAUCUCCUAGUGUCCCAGGCAGAUGCCCUAGAUUUGUUUAGUUUCUAAAAAAAAAGGUUUUGAUCUGAUAUUUUCUUACUGGGGAGUUUCCUGUUACAACAGAACCAAAGGUCAUAUUCUCUAAGGUCAAAGGGUUGAAAGCAGUUCACAUGAAAAUGCCAGUAGAAACAUCAGCAGUGUACCAUGAUGUCCCACAAAGUAUCCCAUGCAGAGUGAGGCAGAUGGUAACCUCCCUAGAGUCUGCCCUUUUGAGAUGACAUCUGCCCUGUUCAAUUCUAGCUGCCACAUUUUUGGAGAGAAACUGACAAACUGGAAUCCUCAUGCAAUGGAGGGAUACUGGAAUAAAGAUGGAAUAUAAAAUGUCUGCCCUUGAGGGCAGAGAGGCUUUCACUUUGUCUCACCAGCUCCAGUUCCUUGAAUACACAGCUGUUGUUUGCCCUUCUUUCUGAAGAGGACCAUGACACUGGGGAGGUGAUGCCAUGAUGUGCAAGUGAAUUGGAUUUAAGUGAGGGAGGGCUGUGCAAGGUCCCUUGCCUCAUUUUCCCUUCCAGAAUUAUCUGGGGCCAGGGGCAAGAUAGAUCAAGAUGACUGCAGAUGGCUCUGUUUGAAAUAUGUAAGGUCUUCAACAGGUCUCAGUUUGACUGAGGCUGCACCCAUUCAGUGAAUAAAUAAGAAUGAGGGAAAGAUCUCCUCAUUCACCUAGGAAAUCUAAAUAAUCUAAAUAAAUGAAUGAAUGAGUGUAUGAAUACACUGCUACUUAAUGAUGAACCAACUGAAAGAACUGAAGAUGUUAAAGCUGAAAAAAAAAGAUGGCAUAGGAAAGUGGAGGAAAAAAGAGAAUUAUCUUCAAAUACUUAAAAGGGCUUUCAUGUUAAAGAGUUCCAAUGUGUUUUAGAAUAGCUCUCCUGGAGUGGAACUAUGACCAAUGUGGGUCAGAGGUGUUGGAAGGGAAGUGUUGGCUAAUGUUAAGGAACAGUUGCUAGCAAUUGGAGUUCUCAAGAAAUGGGAUGAGCUGCUUGGAUUUGGUCUUUCUAAGCUUUGACUUUUGCAAUUUUGGAGUUGUUUUUUUUUUUUUUUUUUUUUAAUUCCCAAUUUGCUGAUUCCCUGUGCAUUUUUCUUUUUUCUCUUGAUUUCAAAUAGCUUGUUUACCUUCCAGGUAAUUACAGACUAUCUUGUCUUGGUGAUAUUGCAUGAUUCAGGUCCAUAGGGGUCAGCAAAUUUUAACCAUGAAGAUUUCUACCAAGAGGGAUGGAGACAUCUUUUACUAUGUUCUGAGAAUUCUUCAAGACAGGGCAUCUACUGUACACAAGUCUUCAACUAGAUCUUUAAAAGAAAAAAAAGGCUCUUUUAGCAGUUAAAUCACACCUUCUUACACUCCCAUCCUUUGCCCUGUUUGUUGUGGUCUAACUUGGUAUGUUUUUUUAUAGACUUUUAUUGUG